Molecule: messenger RNA, 1513 nt
Organism: Mus caroli (Ryukyu mouse)
Lineage: Eukaryota; Metazoa; Chordata; Mammalia; Rodentia; Muridae
Source: RefSeq, a predicted model, not a curated record
AUGAGUACACGAAACUACCAACUCGUUUUGGCCAUGUUAUUUGCUGUCAAUGAGAUCAACUUGAACUCCCAUAUUUUACCAAACACCUCUCUUGGACUUGAGAUUUAUAAUCUGCCAGCUAUUGGAAAGAACAUUUUUAGGGGUGUGUUCGCUUGGCUCACAGGUUUGAGUAGAUUGAUCCCUAAUUAUACAUGUAAAAAAGAAAGCAAAUCAGCUGCUACACUUACUGGGCUAUCAUGGAAAAUAUCUGAAACAAUUUGGACCAUAUUAGAUCUUUACAAAUUUCCUCAGCUUACUUUUGGGCCUUUUGAUCCUGUUCAGAUUGGUAGAAACCAGUUUCAAUCUCUCUACCAGGUGGCCCCCAAAGACACAGCUCUGUUGUCUGGUAUUGCCUCUUUGAUGCUUCAUUUCAACUGGAACUGGGUGGGACUUCUCAUCCCAGAUGACCACAGAGGUGCUCAGUUUCUAUCAGACUUUAGAAAGGAACUAGACAAAACUAGAAUCUGCAUAGCUUUUGUGCAAACAGUAUUAUACCUGGGGGAAACACUACUUCGUUUGCUAUCACAAGAUCAUAUCCACAUUCUAGAAUCAUCAACAGCAGAAGUGAUUGUAAUUUAUGGACCCACUUCUAUUCUAUUAACUUUAAUAGAAAGCACAUAUAGAAAGUACAACCUGAAAAAAAUUUGGGUUAUGAAUACAAAAUGGUUUUGCCCAAAUUUGGAACUAUAUAAUAUGUUAGAAUUAUCCCAUGGGGCUCUCAUUUUUUCACCCCAUUAUGAGGAGAUUGCUGGUUUCAAAAAGUUUAUGCAAGAAGCCACCCCCAAUAAGUACCCAGAAGAUCUUUUGCUUCAUUUAUUGUGGUACUGGUAUUUCAAAUGCUCAUUUUUGCAUUCUGAAUGUAAAAUAUUUAAAAACUGUCUGCAGAAUGCCUCUUUGGAAUUGUUGCCAGGGAGUAGUUUUACAAUGACCAUGACUGAAGAGAGUUACAAUGUGUAUAAUGCUGUGUAUGCAGUGGCCCACAGUCUGCAUGAGGAGACACUCAGUCAAAUACAAUUUCAACCACAGGCAAAUAUUGAUAGGACUCUGUUAUUCCCCUGGAAGCUUCACCCUUUUCUGAAGAAGAUUCAAGUGAAAAAUUCUGUUGGUGACCACGUGGUUCUGGACUGGAGAAGGAAGGCAGAUCCAGAGUAUGAUAUUACCAACAUUUGGAAUUUCCCAACAGGUCUUUCACUAUUAGUGAAAGUGGGUACAUUUGUUCCCAGUGCUCCCAAAGGGGAACAAUUGUCAAUGUCUGAAUAUAUGAUUAAUUGGCCCAUAGGAUUUACAGAGAUUCCUCACUCUGUAUGCAGUGAGAGCUGCAAUCCUGGAUUCAGGAAAGUUGUCCUGGAGAGCAAGCCUACCUGUUGCUUUGACUGCACUCCUUGCCCAGACAAUGAGAUUUCCAAUGAAACAGGUGAAGGACAAGUUUCUCAGAGGAUUUUCCAUUCUUUCUACAGUGCUCUCACAAACCUAA